AUAAAAAAAAAUAGAUCGAUAGUAUUAUGAGCUCCAACUCAAGGCAUCGAGAGAGAGUAAGAGGAGAGGGAAAGAGAUUGUUUAUAGAGCAAGCAAUCACCAAUCACCAUAUAUAAUAACUAUGGAGUCAACAAAGUUGUUAAAUGAUGGAGCAAAGCAAAUAAUGGUGCAAACCAAGGAUCACAACCUGUCCAAUGGCGGCGAUGUUGUUAUCGAUCUUGACCGUGGUGACCCUAAGAUGUUCUAUACAUAUUGGAAGAAAGUGGACAAUGAAUGCUCGGUGAAUAUCAAAGCAUCAGAGCUAAUUAGCUACUUCCCAAACCCUAAAGAUGCUGACUUUUUCUGCCAAAUGCCGGAGUUCAUAGACGCCGUCCAUAGGGUGCAUCGGCUGGUCGGAAAUGCAGUAACCGAGGGCCGGUAUAUCAUCGAAGGAACAGGAUCAUCUCAACUGUUUAUCGCUGCGCUUCGUGCCUUGGCUUGUACUGCCAAGGAGACUACUAGUAACAAGAAGCACAUACCCGUUGUUUGUGCUGAGCCCUAUUACUCGUUUUACAAAGAGGUGAUAGAGCAAGAGAGAUCAGAACUCUAUCAAUGGAAAGGAGAUGCUAAUACUUUCCAAUCUGAAUCUGGUCCAUACAUUGAAGUUGUGACAUCUCCAAAUAACCCUGAUGGUACAACUCGAAAGCCGGUACUUAAGGGGGAAGAAGGGAUGGUGAUACAUGACCUUGCUUACUACUGGCCACACUAUACACCCAUAACAUCUCCAGCUGACUAUGAUGUUAUGCUCUUUACAUUGUCUAAGGCUACGGGCCAUGCUGGAUCGCGAGUAGGGUGGGCCAUUGUAAAGAACAAAGAGAUUGCCAAAAAGAUACACAAACACUUAUUUUUGAUGAGCAUUGGAAGUUGCCAAGAAGGGUUUAUUCGAGCUACAAAAAUCAUUCAUUUUGUGGCGGAUAGUUAUGAGCAUGAUGUAGAUUAUAUGCUUGUGAAGCCUCCAAAGGUGCCUGUACUAUUUGAAGCCGAGGGGCUCUUCGAUUACGGCCACCGUAUCUUGGCGUUACGUUGGAAGAGGCUUAGAGCUAUUGCCCAACGCAGUGAAGUAGUUAGCCUUCCAGACUUUUCUCCGGAAUUUUGUAACUUUAAGGGAAAGCUCACUUAUCCUACUCCAGCAUUUGCGUGGUUGGAGUGUAAAACGGGUGAAGAUGCUGAACAACUUACGAGGAAGAUGAAGAUCCAAGCAAGAAAUGACUCUAAGUUCGGCGUUAGCGUCUCUAGAAGAUAUGUAAGAGUUAGUAUGGUGGGAGAUGAUCACAGUUUCAACCUCUUCAUUGAAAGACUCUCAUCUCUAAGUAUUAUGUAAUUGUUGAUUUAUAAUUUUCAGCUAUUUAUUUAAUUUAUUUGCCAAUAUAAGAUGAUUUAUUAUUUCCCAAUAAUGGAGAUUAUUGAUGUAAUAAUGUUUUAAUUCAAAAUUGAACAACACCAUUCACGUGGGUUUAGAAAGAGAUUCAUGUGAUAGAUCUCAUUUGUAGUUAUUUUUGCUUUAUAUCGUGUAAUAAACUUCUCGAAGGUGAUGGCGAACCGGCUUAAGAUCA
Molecule: messenger RNA, 1592 nt
Organism: Chenopodium quinoa (quinoa)
Lineage: Eukaryota; Viridiplantae; Streptophyta; Magnoliopsida; Caryophyllales; Amaranthaceae
Product: tryptophan aminotransferase-related protein 1-like
Exons: 5
Coding region: 122-1360 (412 amino acids)
Biological process (GO): amino acid metabolic process
Molecular function (GO): carbon-sulfur lyase activity; transaminase activity
Source: RefSeq, a predicted model, not a curated record